Molecule: messenger RNA, 2069 nt
Organism: Canariomyces notabilis
Lineage: Eukaryota; Fungi; Ascomycota; Sordariomycetes; Sordariales; Chaetomiaceae
Product: MFS general substrate transporter
Exons: 8
Coding region: 1-1575 (524 amino acids)
Biological process (GO): transmembrane transport
Cellular component (GO): plasma membrane
Molecular function (GO): transmembrane transporter activity
Source: RefSeq, a predicted model, not a curated record
AUGACGCCGUUUCUGGGCCUGAGAAUGAGCACCGAGACCCUCAGCACCCUCAGGAGAGAGCGCUCAAACAAUGGCUGGGGCGUAGAUGACAUCGACGAAACCCCGUCGAGACCCGGGAGCAUCAUCGCUCCUUACAACCACCCCAGCCAGGCUGGCGAGCACGACGAGUUUGAAGUUGGGUGGGAAGGAGGCGACAGCGAUCCUCUCUGUCCACGGAGCAUGCCGACCUGGCGGAAAUGGGUUAUCAUCGUAAUUACCAGCAUAGGCAGUUUCUGCGUAACAAACGCCUCAGCCACGUACACAGCAACGUACGCUCAAAUGACGCCCGAAUUCCACACGACCCGGCUAGUGGCCACCCUCGGGCUGUCCACUUUCGUGUUGGGCAUUGCCUUGGGGCCAUUUUGGUCCCCCUUGGCCGAGUUCUACGGCCGACGGCCCAUCUACCUGUUUUCCUUCGCCGGUUUCAUCAUCUGGCUCAUCCCUUCGGCGGUAGCACAGAACAUCGAGACCAUGAUUGUAGCGCGCUUCUUCCAGGGCCUGGCUGGCAGCGCAUUUCUCUCCGUGUCGGGCGGCACGGUGGGCGACCUCUUUUCGCACGACGAGAUGCUCGCUCCCAUGUCCGUGUUCGCCCUGGCCCCCUUUAUCGGGCCCUCGACCGGCCCCCUUAUCGGCGGCUUGAUCAACACGUACACGCACUGGCGGUGGACGCACUACGUCUUGUUGAUCUGGGCCGGUGUGCUUUUGCUGAGCAUCGCCUUGUUCGUCCCAGAGACUUAUCACCCAAUCCUUCUGAAAAGGAAAGCACAACGGCUGCGCCGCGAAACGGGCGACGAUAGGUGGCGCGCCCCCAUUGAGAAGUCGACAAAAUCCGUCUGGAGAACCGUGGCCUACUCGCUGCUCCGUCCCUUCCAGAUUCUGAUCUUCGAGCCCAUGGCGCUGAUUCUCAAUGUCUACACGGCAAUGCUGCUCGGGAUGCUCUACCUCUUCUUUGGUGCCUUCCCCUUGAUAUUCACCACCAACCACGGCUUCAAUCUUUGGCAAGUCGGGCUGACCUUCAUGGGUCUGCUGGUGGCAAUGGUCAUCGCCUGCCUGAGCACACCGCUCUGGAACAGGAUCCGGGAAAGGCUGGUCGAGCGGAGGCGCAAGGAGACAGGGAUCCUCAAGGACGAGCCCGAAGAUCAGCUACCGCAAGUCAUUGUUGGCGCCCCGCUGAUCACGGGUGGGCUGUUCUGGUUCGGCUUCACAACGUACCCGGAGGUGCACUGGAUCGUGCCUAUAAUUGGCUCCGGCGUGUUUGGUCUUGGGAUGUCGUUUGCCUUUACAGGAAUCUUCACCUUCUUGGUCGACGCCUAUCCACGAUAUGCAGCGAGUGCCCUAGCAUCGAAUGCCUUGGUGAGAUGCUCAUUCGCAGCCGCAUUUCCCCUAUUUGGGGUACAGAUGUAUGAGGGUCUAGGGUUCCAGUGGGCUACGGGGCUUUUGGCCUUCAUCACCCUCGCAUUGAUGCCCGCUCCCUUCAUUUUCUUCCGAUUUGGAAAGAGGAUACGAGCUCGAAGUCGGUUCGCGACAGUCUCAUAGGGACAUGGGCCCACAUCGACGUGGGAAUCGGGGAGCUUCCGUCUGAACAAACCCAGUGUUUGAUAGAGGUCCAGGCUUGCAUGAACACGUCCUGUGGUCUGCCGGGGAUGCAUCGGCACGAAAUCUGGAGCGAGAAGAUGCAGCGCCAUCUUGGCGCACACCACCCUUCAUCUUGACGGCCAAUUUCCUGGAUGUCCAGCUGCGCUAGCUGACAUUUGGCUUUGUGGCCUAGAAGCAGCUCGCCCGGACAUGGUAUGGCUGUCGGUUCCUUGAUCUACUCCGCGCUGGCGGGACUGUAAGGUCAAAAGUGAGCGCCCAGAGCAUGACGCGUGACUGUGCUCAACACAGAGCUCGACCAGACGCAGGUCUUCAAUCGGAGGAUAACGGAGAGCGUGUGCCGGGAUUUGACCGUCUAUUUGUUCCUCCAGCGGUGUACCAUAGGUGUCAUGUAUGGUAGGACAGACAGGUAAAAGAAGUUUAAUACGCUUCAUGCG